Messenger RNA from Pseudopipra pipra, 1360 nucleotides. RefSeq names its product NSE2 (MMS21) homolog, SMC5-SMC6 complex SUMO ligase (gene NSMCE2). The record is from RefSeq and is a predicted model, not a curated record. NCBI's taxonomy places the organism in Eukaryota, Metazoa, Chordata, Aves, Passeriformes, Pipridae. The transcript has 9 exons. Gene Ontology annotation, cellular component: nucleus; Smc5-Smc6 complex. Gene Ontology annotation, molecular function: SUMO ligase activity; zinc ion binding; ubiquitin-protein transferase activity. The coding region runs from base 269 to 1042 and encodes 257 amino acids. Gene Ontology annotation, biological process: protein sumoylation; protein ubiquitination; double-strand break repair via homologous recombination.
GCCCCGGUGCCCGGCGGGUCCGCCGCCGCUGCCAGGGGCCGCCCGGGACAGCAGCACCUUCGGGCCGCCACGGCUGGGACCAGGGAGAGUAUGAGCUGACAUAACUAGAGCUAUUGUUGAAGCCUGCUCCCUCCUCUGUGGCAAGAUGCACCUUUAGAAGGGAAUAGAGAGGAAGCUGAACCAGAAUUUUUCUAAUCUACAACGUGAAGUAUAAAAUACUACACACCAAGUUCAUGUUUCUCACAGUAGCUACAUGUCUGAGUGAGUUAUGGCAAAGCAUGAAGAAGGAAGAGCAGAAGUUGGGAUUUCUGAGAAGAAACCAACAGAUAGUAACAAUUUCAAGAUGUCAGGUGGUGCAAAAAUCCCGUUCAACAUAAUUGAUACUGCUCUUUCUUCGUUGAAGAACUCCCAGUCCUUCAUCAACUCUGGAAUGGAUAUUGCUACUAAGACUGCCUUAGACCUUGUGGAAAGUUUCAAUGAUGAAGAGGAUGUUAACAGUAUGGAAAAAGUCAUGUUAGAAUUUGCUGCAAUGGACAGAUCUCUUAAUAAUUAUAUAAGAGCAUUUGAGGAAACAGUAAAUCAGGUAAAACGAGAAAAACCAGAAAUUAUACCAGAUUUAGAAAACUUGGUGCAAGAAAAAUUAACUACAAUUGAGAAUAAGAACAGUGACUCAGAUUUAAAAAGCAAUGAAAAAUACGUGUAUUUUAUGGAUCAACUUAAAGAGAUGAAAAAACAAUUUCGUCAGAUAUCAGAUGAUGAUGAUGAGACCAUUGAACAAAUCGAUGAAGAUAUAGCUGUGACUCGGAGUCAGAUGAACUUUAUUUGUCCCAUUACACAGAUGGAAAUGAGGAGGCCGGUGCGAAACAAGGUCUGUGGACAUACUUAUGAAGAAGAGGCCAUUGUAGAAAUUAUCCAGUCUCGAAAGCAGAGAAAGAAAAAAGUCCGAUGCCCUAAAAUGGGCUGUAGCCAUGAUGAUGUAAAAAGAUCAGAUCUUGUGCCAGAUGAAGCACUUAAAAGAGUGAUUGACAGUCAGAAUAAAUAAAGCUGGUCAACAUUGGACGAGUGAACUGGAUACCUACUGCCACAAAGAAAAUUUGUUAUUGGAGGUCUUGUGAGAUAAGCUGCUGAUUAUAUGUAGGUUGUGAGACUGAUUGUUAUUUUUUAAGUGUUGUGUUUAAUUUAUAGGCCAAUCAUUGUUAAGUGUUUCAUUUAUAGGCAAAGUUGAAGGCCUCAACUCUAACUGAAAGCAUUUUUUGAACUAAUGAAUGUAAGGAAUUCCAUUUUGUUUGGAGUAUUUUGACCUUCCUGAAUUUCUAAACCACUUGCAUUUUAUAAAUAAAACAUGCUUUGCAGCAUUUAA